AUGUCAGUCGUGUUAGCGAGAGAGCGUGUCCAUGGAGUCGUCCAGUCAGAGUCCUGGCAGGUGCUCUCGGAUGUUUACGGUGAACUGGCCGGAGUUGAGGUGAAGGCCGCGAACUUGUUGGACCUCCUAGAAGACACGAGCAGCCAAGGUCUCCCGAGGCAUGCGCCCGUAGGUGGCCUCUCGAUUCCCGAGCUGGCAGCAAUGGUUGGCUGCGUGGCGGCCGCAGACGGCAUCCCAGCAGAUGUGUCGUCCGAGGGCCGUGAAGCUCGGGCACAGCUGGAAGCCCGAGCUCAUUUCGGGCCUUUUACAGACUUUGCAGUGGACCUCCGGGAGGAGGUCCGUCAACGCAUUCGUGUCGCUGGCUUGCCAAAGCCUUUGCCGAUGGGAAGUCUUGAGGAGCCGCAGAGCUACGUCAAUGCCAGCAGGGAGUUGGACCCGCAGGCCAACUUGACGGAGGAGCCAAUCGAGACGGAGGGCUCCCGUCUGGCUGAGGUAAUCAGCGAAAAGCUUGAGACUUUGAAGCUGGUCAAGGAUGACAACCUUCGGGAGUCUCUCUCUGCCGAGGUCUGCGCUGAGGAGGUGGCUCAACGCCGAUUCCUCCAUGAGGACAGUAGAGCGCCUGUGGUGCAUCAUAUUCCGGGCUCACAGCAGUGGGAGUCUUUCUAUCGGCCCAUCGAGGACUGUUCCAGCUACACUCCGGACGUGAUCAUGAUGAACAAGAUGAAAAACUACUUUCUGGACAUGGGUGGUUUGGUGGAGGACCAAGAGGUGAUGCUGGCCAAGAAACAGCGCUUCUCGCAGCUCAAGCGCCUGAAGACAGCGCCUUCGCUUGGUGCCCUUGAGUGA
This is a messenger RNA of Symbiodinium sp. CCMP2456, 846 nucleotides long. The record is from the annotation of a GenBank genome assembly. Lineage: Eukaryota; Dinophyceae; Suessiales; Symbiodiniaceae.